Molecule: messenger RNA, 1428 nt
Organism: Scomber japonicus (chub mackerel)
Lineage: Eukaryota; Metazoa; Chordata; Actinopteri; Scombriformes; Scombridae
Gene: ush1gb
Product: Usher syndrome 1Gb (autosomal recessive)
Exons: 3
Coding region: 1-1428 (475 amino acids)
Biological process (GO): sensory perception of sound; equilibrioception; sensory perception of light stimulus
Molecular function (GO): protein binding
Source: RefSeq, a predicted model, not a curated record
AUGAACGACCGCUACCACCGGGCGGCCCGGGACGGAUACCUGGACGUGUUGAAGGAGGCCACACGGAAGGAGCUGAACGCAGCGGAUGAAGAUGGGAUGACACCGACCUUAUGGGCCGCUUACCACGGUAACCUGCCGGCCCUGCGGCUCAUCGGGAGCAGGGGAGGUGACCCAGACAAGUGUGACAUCUGGGGCAACACGCCGCUUCACCUGGCAGCUGCCAACGGCCACCACAACUGCCUGUCCUUCCUGGUGGCUUUCGGUGCCAACGUGUGGUGUCUGGACAAUGACUAUCACACACCGCUGGACAUGGCCGCCACCAAGGGCCACAUGGACUGUGUUCGCUACCUGGACUCCAUCGCUGCCAAGCAGAUCACCCUCAACCCCAAGCUGGUCAGCAAACUCAAGGACAGAGCAUUCCGAGCCGCAGAGCGCCGCAUCAAGGAUUGCGCAAAGCUCCAGAAGAAGCACCGUGAACACAUGGAGAAAAAGUUCCUGAAGGAAUCAGCGACGUUAGACAACUUGGAUGCAAUGAGCUUUUCUAGCUACACCAGCGGCAGCACACUGAGCCGCAAGUUCAACACUGUGACCUCCAACAUGCCAUACUCGCAGGCCACCCUGCAUUACACAGCCAAGGGCAAGGCCAAGAUUCAGAAGAAGCUAGAGAAGAAGAAGCAGGUUGAUGGAACGUUCAAGAUCUACGAGGACGGGAGAAAGAGUGUGCGCUCGCUCUCUGGUCUGCAGCUCGGCAAUGACGUCAUGUUCCUCAAACAGGGCACCUACGCCAACCCCAGGGAGCGAUCACGCCUCAACAUCCGUGAUAUGUUCCCCCAUGACGAUGAUGCUGACACCAUCUCCCGUGCCAUGAGCGAUCCAGGCCUCCACGAGGCUGCGUAUUCGGAGAUCAGUGCUGACUCUGGUAAUGAUUCCUUGUUCAACCGACCCGGACUUGGGACCAUGGUGUUCAGGAGGAACUAUUCAAGCGGAGGGAUGUUCAGUAUUGGGGUACGGGAUGAAGGGAGUGUAGCAGGGAGUGAACCUGUGGGGCGGGCGCCUAACGUUCGUCUACGUGGACGCUUGCCUCAGCGCUCGCCCAGUUUUGAUGAGGACAGUAUUGGCAGUGCGUUGAGCCUGCAAGAAAGAAACCGGCAGGAGUUGCCCUGGGAAGAGACUGAGGUUGGGCUGGAUGAGGAUUUCGAGCCAGAGAACAGUCCGCUAGAGACCUUUCUGGCCUCGCAGAGCCUCAGUGAGUUCAUGACCAUCUUCAGGAGGGAGAAAAUAGAUCUAGAGGCUCUGCUGCUUUGUUCAGAUAGGGAUCUCACCAGCAUUCACAUCCCUUUAGGCCCCAGAAAGAAACUACUAGAUGCAUGCAAGAGACGUCUGGACACCAUAGAUGAACCAGAAGCCAUCGUAGACACUGAGCUUUGA